Mercurialis annua (annual mercury) is the source of this 891-nucleotide messenger RNA. RefSeq lists its product as uncharacterized. The transcript has a single exon. NCBI's taxonomy places the organism in Eukaryota, Viridiplantae, Streptophyta, Magnoliopsida, Malpighiales, Euphorbiaceae. The coding region runs from base 1 to 891 and encodes 296 amino acids. The record is from RefSeq and is a predicted model, not a curated record.
AUGUGGAUCAAAGAAAAUGUCAAAAUCGUGGUGUGGCCGCCUAAGAUGAAAGCCGAAAUCAGAGACACAAGAAAAUACUGCAAGUUUCAUGAGGAUUAUGGGCACGGAGCAGAUGGGUGCCGAGACCUAAAAGUAGAAAUUGAGAGAAUGAUAGACGCAGACGAGCUGAGGAAGUUCGUAGCUCACAAAACAAAAAGUAGUGAUAAGGGAGAGAAGAGGAGCAGAGACGGCAAAGGAAAGGAAAAGGAAGAAGAGAGGCCAUCCAAAAUUAUGGGAACCAUACACAUGAUCAAUGGAGGAGGGCACAGCAGUUCGACUAUCAGAAGAAAGCAAAGAAGAGAAGUGAUGAACAUCAGAAAAACCCACAUGCCACCACUGAUCUUUGACGUCGAGGAUUACGAACAUGUGAAAGCGCCCCAUAAUGAUGCCUUGGUGGUAACAACCAUCAUCGAAAACUGGAGCAUGGAGCGAAUCCUUUUUAAUGAAGGAAGUGCUAUAAAUCUGAUGACGAAUGCUGCAUAUAAGAUGCUGGGAGGAAUCGCAUCAAAGUUGCGCCGAGUACCGAUCCCGCUAUCCGGACUCGGGGGCCCCUCAAUCAACCCACUAGGUGCUGUCACUUUGGAAGUCAUAAUCAUCCCGGAAAGGGGAAUCAACAAGAAGGUCAUGUCCCUAUUCAACAUAGUAGAUAUGGAACUGACAUACAAUGUCACCCUAGGGAGACCCUUCCUCCACGAUUCAGCUGCAGUAACCAGCAUAGGAGCCCUGACAAUGAAAGUACCAACCGAGAAGGGAGUGGUAACGCUAAGAGGAGACCAGAACAUCGCCAAAAAAUGCUACGACGAGUCUGUUGUAGAUCUCCAAGAAAGCAAAUCAGAGAAGAAAGGGGAAUAG